Molecule: messenger RNA, 1878 nt
Organism: Babjeviella inositovora NRRL Y-12698
Lineage: Eukaryota; Fungi; Ascomycota; Pichiomycetes; Serinales
Gene: BRN1
Product: condensin subunit
Exons: 2
Coding region: 1-1878 (625 amino acids)
Biological process (GO): mitotic chromosome condensation
Cellular component (GO): condensin complex
Molecular function (GO): chromatin binding
Source: RefSeq, a predicted model, not a curated record
AUGGAAAACUUCGAGGAGUGGAUCAAGCUCGCGACAGACAACAAAAUCAAUAGCACCAACUCGUGGAAUGUGGCAUUGAUCGAUUACUUCCAUGACUUGCGCGUGCUUACGGACGGCGACAACAACAUAAACUUCCAGAAAGCGCUGGCCACGCUCGACGGCUGUGUCAAGAUCUAUCUGUCGAGGGUCGACUCUGUGGCGACAGAGACUGGGAAGCUACUUACGGGGCUUUCCACCAAGAAACAGCACGAGGCGAGCGAGGCAGCCCCAGCGGAAGAGGACGAGGAGGAUGAAGAGGGAGAGGAGGGGGAAGAUGACCCCAAGGCAAAGAAAACAUCGCGCCGGAACCUCAGCAACGCCAAGACGUUGGUGGAGUUUGAAGCGUUACGGUUAAAGGUGUUUGAGAAGGAGUUGACCAUCGACCCAUUGUUCAAAAAGGCCUUGGCUGAGUUUGAUGAAGGCGGAGCCAAAAGCUUGUUGUUGAACACGUUGGCGAUCGACAGUGACGGCAGGGUGGUUUUUGACGCAACCACUCAGCAGAUGAAAAGAGAAGAUGAAAUUGAUGAGGCCGAAGGUGGAGAAAUUGAUGAGGCUGAAGUCAAAUCCGAAGAAAUCGCACUCCCUGUGGAUAUUUCCAACUUAAAAUACUUCCUUUACAACACCCCCGCGGAACUCGACACAUAUGAGGUCUGCAGUCAGCUCCGCGCGCUUGAACGGGCCGCCGAAGACCCGCGGAACGCUAAGGUGCUUCUCGAGGAAAUGCAGGGCGAGAUUGAUGUUCCUGUGGACCAGGACUCCGAUAACGACUACCAGGACUUUGACAUGGGCUUUGAGAACGUGAGCGCGCUUCCAGCAGACGCGGAAAAGAUGUUUGACGACGACUCCGACGGAAACGUGUCGCGAGCCAGCACCGGCGUCGGAAAAGUGGUUCCCGACGGAACGUUCGACGAGGCAGUUGACGACGGAGUGGUGGCAAACAUCAUCGACCACGACCUCAUGGCGUACUUUGAUCUGUCGUUGAAGAACAACUGGCGUGGGGCCGAGCACUGGCGGGUAUCAGCGAUCAAAAACCGGGGGAGAAAGGAGCCCGCGGAUACCCCGCAGGAGGGCUCUGUCGAGCCACGGAAAAAGAAGGAAAAGCUUGUGAUCAACUUUUUAGAGGCCGUAGCCCUGGGCUUGGACGAAGACGACGAGGAAGAUGUGCUAUUUGAAAUCCCCAAGCUCAAGCACAUGAUUAACAUGACCAAGAAGGAGCAGGCAGACAUGACCAAGGAGAAAAAUAUUUUGCCGGUGGAUAUCCAGUUUUCUUCGGUACAGCUCACAAAGCUCGGGCUCAAGCCCCAUGUGAACAUCGCGGUAUUUGCGAAGCAGAUGCGGAUUAAACCAAAGGUCUCAUCGCCAGAGCCAGUGGCGGAUGAAAACUUCUUUGCGGCUGCAUAUGACCAUCCAGAAGUCAGCCCGGAGCCUGCGAACGAUGAAAUUGAGGACGAUUUCAACCAGGACUUUGACAUGGGCCAGGCCUUUGAGGACCCGCCGGAUUCGCAGCCGUUGAACGCGUUGCUCGGACGAAAGGUCCGGCCAGAGUACGUGAAUUACGCGAGGACGGCAAAGAAGGUGGAUGUCAAGUUGCUAAAGGAUAACAUCUGGAGCGCCCUAGCCACGCGGAAGAGCGAGGAGGUGAAAGAGGAGACACAAUUUAGCGACGUGGUGCGGGAUAUCACCAAGUUCUACGCCCCAGAGGCCCGGAAAGACUUGUCCACCAGUUUCUGUUUUAUCUGUGUGCUUCAUUUGGCGAAUGAGCAUGGGUUAACGAUCACCAAUAAUGAUGAGUUGACCGACAUGGCCAUCCAGGGGUUGGAGAGCGUGCUGAUUGCGUAG